AUGGCUCUGAUCCUGCAUACUGGCCAAGGAAACAAAAAUGCUUACAAAGCACUCAUUGCUGCUGAGUAUGCUUCUGUUCAAGUCCAAUACGCCCCUAAUUUUGAGUUUGGUGUCUCUAAUAAAACUCCUCAAUUUCUCGCCAUGAAUCCUCUUGGCAAAGUUCCUGUUUUGGAAACCCCACACGGUCCUGUCUUUGAGAGCAAUUCUAUUGCUCGCUAUGUUGCCCGAUCCAAGGAUGACAACACUCUCUAUGGAUCUUCUUUGAUCGAAUAUGCUCAAGUUGAACAAUGGAUUGAUUUUUCAUCUUUUGAGCUUGAUUCCAAUAUUCAGAGGUGGUACUACCCUAGAUUUGGAUAUGGAACAUACUUUCCUCCGGCCGAGGAGGCUGCAAUUACUGCCGUGAAGAGAGCAUUGACUGCUUUGAACACUCACCUUGCCUCCAAUACUUACUUGGUUGGCCAUUCUGUCACUCUAGCUGACAUCAUUAUGAUAAGCAAUUUGUAUUUUGCUUUCACUAGAAUCCUGGUCAAGACCUUCACCUCUGAGUAUCCUCAUGUCGAGAGAUACUUCUGGACUUUGGUCAACCAGCCAAACUUCCGCAAGAUAUUAGGCCAGGUCAAGCAGGUUGAAGCUGUACUGCCCGUUCAAUCUGCAAAGAAGCCUGCCCAGCCAAAGGACUCUAAGCCCAAGGACCAACCGAAGAAGGUUGCAGAAAAGCCCAAGGAACCAGAGGCAGAAGAGGAGGAGGCGCCCAAGCCCAAACCCAAGAAUCCACUUGAUCUCCUUCCUCCUAGUAAGAUGGUUCUGGAUGACUGGAAAAGACUUUACUCAAACACUAAAACCAACUUCAGGGAGGUUGCAAUCAAAGGAUUUUGGGAUAUGUAUGAUCCUGAAGGAUACUCUCUCUGGUUCUGUGAUUACAAAUACCAAGAUGAGAACACUGUUUCCUUUGUGACUUUGAACAAGGUUGGUGGAUUUCUUCAGCGGAUGGAUUUGGCCCGCAAGUAUGCAUUUGGUAAGAUGCUUAUAAUUGGAUCUGAGCCACCUUUUAAGGUGAAGGGACUGUGGCUUUUCCGCGGGCAAGAAAUCCCAAAGUUUGUGAUGGAGGAAUGCUAUGACAUGGAGCUGUAUGAAUGGACUAAGGUGGACAUAUCAGAUGAGGCUCAAAAGGAGAGGGUCAGUCAGAUGAUUGAAGAUUUCGAACCUUUUGAGGGGGAGUCUCUUUUGGAUGCCAAGUGCUUCAAGUGA
This is a messenger RNA of Lathyrus sativus (Indian pea), 1248 nucleotides long. Lineage: Eukaryota; Viridiplantae; Streptophyta; Magnoliopsida; Fabales; Fabaceae. The record is from the annotation of a GenBank genome assembly.